CAACAAUUCCCUUUAAUACGUUGGAGUGUCUCCCCCUGUCGGAGUCUCCCUGCACAUAUACUGUCAGUCUCGGGUGCCCCCACGGCUCUGCAUCCGCUUCAUUCGUCCAAUACCACCCAGCGGUCGACUUGUUGCCUAUCCUAACUUUUGCGCUUCAUCCCGGUCCGCUCAGGACCACAACAGCCGGCAGCGGACUGACGAAAGCACGCCAACCAAUCCUACGGCGCAGGGGAUAACUAUCACAGUUGGAUACACAAUUGGAACGGCGCUAUGUUACGGUCAUCUUUAGGGGUAGGCCGAGGCCGAAUCCCGGCUUUGCAGAAACCCGGACGUUUACUGAGGUCGGAUAGCGUGCUGCUCCGCUGGAGCCCGAUUAGACGGUCUGCUUCGACUGUCACGAGCCUAGACAAUUUCCCGGAGAUCGGCGAAGGGAUCCAUGGGUUCACCGUCCAAGAAAAGCAGCACGUCCCCGAGCUGCAUCUCACAGCCGUCCGGUUAAAGCAUGACAAGACCGAUGCGGACUACAUCCAUGUGGCUAGGGAAGACAAGAACAACGUCUUUGGUAUCGGGUUCAAGACAAAUCCUCCGGAUGCUACCGGUGUUCCUCACAUCCUGGAGCAUACUACACUAUGCGGAAGUGAAAAAUAUCCAAUUCGCGACCCCUUCUUCAAAAUGCUCCCUCGGUCCCUCUCGAACUUCAUGAACGCCUUCACCUCUGCCGACCAUACUACCUACCCAUUUGCCACCACCAAUCAGCAAGACUUCCAGAACCUCCUCUCGGUAUAUUUGGAUGCCACCUUCCACCCGUUGUUGAAGGAAGAAGAUUUUCGACAGGAAGGAUGGCGACUGGGGCCGGAGGAUCCUCGCGCCAUUCUGGCCCGUGAGGAGCAAUCUCAGGGGGAGCAGAGGCCCGAGGAUAUCCUUUUCAAGGGUGUCGUAUACAAUGAGAUGAAGGGCCAGAUAUCGGAUGCCAACUAUCUUUACUACAUAAAGUACAAGGAGAGCAUCUUCCCCGCGCUGAACAAUUCGGGAGGUGAUCCUCAAUACAUCACCGAUCUAACUCACAAGCAACUGGUCGACUUCUCCAAACGCAAUUACCACCCCAGCAACGCGAAAAUAUUCACUUAUGGUGACAUGCCGCUAAGCGCCCAUCUUGAGCAAAUUGGAGGCGUGUUGGACGGGUUCCAAAAGGGCGAGGCUGACACGGCCGUCAAGCUGCCGGUUGACCUCACUCAGGGUCCUCAAAGCGUCACCGUUUCCGGUCCGAUCGAUACAUUCGCCAGUGAAGAUAAGCAACACAAAACCUCUACGUCCUGGUACAUGGGAGAUAGUGCCGAUGUUGUCGAGACUUUCUCGGCUGGAAUUCUUUCUUCGCUGCUCCUGGAUGGCUAUGGGUCGCCUUUGUACCGGGCCUUGAUCGAAAGUGGCCUGGGUUCUUCAUUCACGCCUAACACAGGGCUCGACUCGUCAGGCCGUGUUCCCGUCUUCUCCGCUGGGGUUACUGGUGUGAGCGAAGAGGAAGCGCCGAAAGUCAAAGAGGCCAUCCAGAAAGUAUUCGAAGGGUGUCUUUCUACUGGAUUUAGUGACGAAAAGGUUCGGGGAUUCCUCCACCAGCUGGAGCUCGCUCUGCGACACAAGACUGCCAACUUUGGCAUUGGAGUUAUGGAGAAGACCAUCUCCUCGUGGUUCAAUGGUUCAAAUCCCAUGAAGGAGCUUGCGUGGAACGAAGUCAUAGAUGAGUUCAAAAGGCGGUACGAGAAGGGCGGCUACCUAGAGUCUCUGAUGCAGAAGUAUCUCAUGAACGAUAACUGUAUGACCUUCACAAUGGUUGGCAGUCCUACUUUCAACAAGGGGCUAGACGAACAAGAACUGGUGCGGAAGGAGCAAAAGCUCAACCAGCUCAUUGAGCAGCAUGGCUCCCUUGAGAAAGCGAUUGCCAAGCUGACAGAGGAAGAGCUCCAAUUGCUUAAAAUCCAAGAGGAGGCCCAAAAUGCGGACCUGGGAUGCCUACCAUCCCUUCAGGUUGCUGAUAUUUCUCGGGAGAAAGAGCGCAAGCCAGUUCGGGAGUCUAAAGUUGACGACGUAGAUGUCGUCUGGCGCGAGGCUCCUACUAACGGUCUGACCUACUUUCAGGCAUUGAAUGCAUUUGAAGACCUUCCAGAUGACCUCCGGCUAUUAAUGCCUCUGUUCAACGACUGCAUAAUGCGCCUUGGCACAGCGAGCAAGUCGAUGGAGCAGUGGGAAGAUCUCAUCAAACUGAAGACUGGCGGAAUUUCAACGUCCUCUUUCCACACCUCAUCGCCAACGCAGCUUGGAAAGUUCGCCGAAGGUCUUCAAUUUUCUGGUUUUGCCUUGGAUCAAAAUAUCCCGGAGAUGCUGGAGAUUCUCACUACGCUUAUCACUGAGACGGAUUUCACUAGUCCCAGUGCACCGGCUAUGAUCCAGGAACUGUUGCGACUGACGACAAACGGUGCCUUGGAUGCAGUGGCUGGGUCAGGUCAUCGUUAUGCCCUUAAUGCCGCCGCCGCAGGUCUCUCGCGUAGCUUGUGGGUUCAAGAACAGCAGUCCGGCCUUGCCCAGUUGCAAGCUACAGCUAACCUGCUGCGCGACGCGGAGACCUCGCCGGAGCGUCUUGCAGAGUUGAUUGAAAAGCUUCGUCUGAUUCAAUCCUUUGCUACUUCCAAGUCUUCCGGUCUCCGUGUCCGUAUGGUCUGCGAGCAAAACAGCGCCAAACAAAACGAGUCGGUGCUACAAAAGUGGCUCGCGGGCUUGCCCCAAAUCCGCUCGCCGACAUCUACUCCCAGCAGUACAGCCAUCGGCCUAGGUGCAAACAAGGCAUUCUACGAUAUGCCUUACAAGGUCUACUACUCAGGAUUGGCUAUGCAAACCGUUCCUUUUACCAACCCAUCCAAUGCAACCCUCAGCGUCCUCUCCCAGCUUCUUACGCAUAACUACCUCCACCCGGAAAUCCGCGAGAAGGGCGGCGCCUAUGGUGCGAGCGCUAUGAAUGGACCAGUGAAAGGAAUGUUCGCCUUCACUAGUUACCGGGAUCCCAAUCCCAUCAACACCUUGAAGGUUUUCCAGAACAGCGGAGUCUUCGCUAGGGACCGAGCUUGGUCGGAACGGGAGCUCAACGAGGCGAAACUGGGUAUCUUCCAGGGCCUUGAUGCUCCCAUGAGCAUUGAUGAAGAGGGGGCGAGAUAUUUCAUGAGUGGUGUGACUCAUGAGAUGGAUCAACGCUGGAGAGAACAGGUCCUCGACGUCACGGCCAAGGAUGUCAACGAAGCAGCCGAGGCCUUCUUGGUCCAGGGCUCACAACGGUCGGUCUGUCUACUUGGCGAGAAGAAAGACUGGGUUGAAUCGGAAGGCUGGGAUAUGAGGAAGCUUUCUAUGAACGUUUCUGGCGAAUGAAGCCCAGCAAACAGGAGGUCCGGUAGGGCCGAUUCCCUAGGGAUGUUUGAUACCCUAUAUUCACCUGCCCUUCGUAGCAUUCGGCCCGUCGGCCUGGCUUGUGAAGGGCUACCGUCAGCCAUCCGGGCCGGAACAUCUAACUAAUGUUCUAGCACGUCUAGUUCCGAAACUGCAUCUGGAGGUUCUCCUACCACUGGAUAGGAAAGACCAGGACGCUAUGAAAAGGAAGGAAACUCCGAGGACGAGUUGAAAGGAACACACAUGAAUAGUGGUUUCUGAGAAUCCUUCCGUAGCUAGAUUACUAAUCUCUUCUCUACUUAAUAGACUCUUGUCUAGAUAGUUGCUACUUCCUACUGUUUAGUCAAGCCAAGAUUGCUGCUAGUAUUAGCCUAAUGAAGCCCCGCCAAGUCUGAGGCUAGCUAUGCAGGGAUCUUCACCGUUGCAGCAUGAACAUGCAACCGGAACGCCGUGUCCCAAUUCUAG
Molecule: messenger RNA, 3894 nt
Organism: Aspergillus sclerotioniger CBS 115572
Lineage: Eukaryota; Fungi; Ascomycota; Eurotiomycetes; Eurotiales; Aspergillaceae
Gene: cym1
Product: pitrilysin family metalloprotease cym1
Exons: 1
Coding region: 271-3411 (1046 amino acids)
Biological process (GO): protein processing
Cellular component (GO): mitochondrial matrix
Molecular function (GO): metal ion binding
Source: RefSeq, a predicted model, not a curated record